AUGUCGUCGGUUCUCCCACCUCCACCUCCACCGCAAUGGGCCGUCGCGAUGAACUCGCCGAUGGCGCGACCCUCCAAGGCGGCAUCCAGCAUCCCAAAUCCACCUGGCUUCGCCAGCCGUGGAGGUAAACAGGUGAGCUCAGCCCCAGAGCUGUCCUAUUGCCGUGUUGACCAUACGAAUCAUCCUCAGCGCGAGAAGCAGCAACAACAACCCACCGCAGCCAGGCCCGAAGAGACCGAUACCCUGAAAAUGAAGAAGGCAUGGGAGAUUGCCAUCGCCCCGUCCAAGCAGCUUCCCAUGAACGGUAUCAUGAUGUACAUGUCCGGCAACAGCCUCCAGAUUUUCAGUAUUAUGAUGGUUUUCAUGCUGUUCAAGGGACCAAUUCAAGGUCUGAUUAACACCAAUGCGGCCUUUGCCAAAUACGAAACCCCGACGACCCGUGGGCGCCUGGUUGCAGUGAAGGCAGUCUACGUGCUGAUGCAGCUGUUGUUGUUGGCCUUGGGAAUCUGGAAAGUUAAUGGAAUGGGCUUGUUGCCGUAUGUGUUCCCGAAUGCAUGGUCUCUCAACUUUUCACUGACACAACUGGCAGGACUACGAGAUCAGAUUGGCUCGCAUGGGAAUCGGAACGACAGCCUCUAG
Penicillium atrosanguineum is the source of this 639-nucleotide messenger RNA. Its product is annotated as ER membrane protein complex subunit 4. The transcript has a single exon. Gene Ontology annotation, biological process: protein folding in endoplasmic reticulum. The record is from RefSeq and is a predicted model, not a curated record. Bases 1 to 639 code for a protein of 212 amino acids. Gene Ontology annotation, cellular component: EMC complex. Lineage: Eukaryota; Fungi; Ascomycota; Eurotiomycetes; Eurotiales; Aspergillaceae.